This is a messenger RNA of Ananas comosus (pineapple), 660 nucleotides long. Its product is annotated as dirigent protein 10-like. The coding region runs from base 1 to 660 and encodes 219 amino acids. Lineage: Eukaryota; Viridiplantae; Streptophyta; Magnoliopsida; Poales; Bromeliaceae. The transcript has a single exon. The record is from RefSeq and is a predicted model, not a curated record.
AUGCAAAUAUUACCCUACAAUAAUACCCGCAAACCUAGCUCACCACCCUUAGCAACCCUUCUCUUCUCAAUUCUUCUCCUCACCAUCACCAAUCCAUCAUCCUCUUCCCGACCCCUGUCGCCACUGCCGCCGCCGACCCCCGUCGCCGCCGCCGACCCGAUCCUCACCUUCUUCCUGACCAGCAUCGCGCAGAGCGGCCUCCGCAGGCCGCCUCCGCCGUCGCAAACGACGCCGUUUACGGCACGAAAUGGCGUUCCGAGCAGUUACUUACCAUUCCUAACCCCUACACAAACAUUACAACCCGGGGAAGCACGUGUAAUUAACGAAGAGUUUAAGGGCAUAAAAAUCGAGGGGAUUUACGUGAGUAGCUUAGAGGAGGAGGAUAAUAAUAAUAAUAAUUAUAGUAGUAAAAGUUACAUCGUGGCCAUGAAGGCUACGUGGCCGAAGUCUAUUGGUGGAGGGUUGGAGGAUAGUUUGAGGUUUUUUGGUGUGCUACGUCCACGUGUCGGUGGGUCAGAGUCGCAUAUUGCAGUGGUGGGUGGCGCGGGGAAGUACAGUGGUGCCAAUGGCAUUGCUGUAAUUAAAGCCAUUGAUGGGGGUGAAAGUGAUGGAGGAGAGGGAUUUAAUGAAGUUAUUAAAGUCGCGGUUUAUCUCAAUUAG